This is a messenger RNA of Colletotrichum siamense, 678 nucleotides long. RefSeq lists its product as uncharacterized. Bases 1 to 678 code for a protein of 225 amino acids. NCBI's taxonomy places the organism in Eukaryota, Fungi, Ascomycota, Sordariomycetes, Glomerellales, Glomerellaceae. The record is from RefSeq and is a predicted model, not a curated record. The transcript has 2 exons.
AUGUCCACUGAAGCUUGCAUAUCGCAGGGAGAAAACGCCGGUCCGACGUAUGACCGGGAUGCUAUUGUUGGAAGCAUCAACCGAUACUAUGAACUGCUUUCCAAGAUGGUCUCAAUCAGACCUGAACACAUCGCUUACUCACCCGAAGGAGGCUGGGGCGACGACAUCAUCCCCCUCGAGAACCUGCGACGCCUCGGCUUCAACGACACGACGAUUGACCUGGUCCGACAUCUUCCGUAUGUCACCAGCCGCAGGCCCAUAUUCCCGUCUACCCAGAGCAUCAACUAUUUCCGAAAUAUCCUUUGUGGGCCUGAAGAGAACUAUCAACUCGAGGACCCCAAUCUUGUCGGACUCUGGCCGUUGCCAGAGGGAAGAAUCCCACAAGGCAUAGUCCCACUGUCCCAACCACUGGGAGGAGACAGGCUGGGGAUGUGGUGGUUGCUCGACACCAAUACAGGCGAGCUCAUUGCUCAUGACGCAUACAUCUCGAGACCGGAGGAGGAGAUCCCGGAAAACGAGCGAUGGCGCACAGCGAGACCCAUACCCGCCGUUGCCUAUUUCGAUGGGUUAUGCGAGGACAUGAUCUCGCUGGAGAUGUUUCCCGUGCCGUGGAUUCCAACAGGAGCGAGUGGCAGAUGUGGCAACCGAAGUGGAUGCGAGCUCAUCAGAAAUGGAUAG